AUGGCGCCUUCAUUAUUCAAUCUUAAGGAGUUGCGCCGGCGAUCAACGAAGGCGAGCGUCAAGACCAAACGGUCGACAGAUACUUCAAGCGAGGCUAGCAAUACCACAACUCCAACCAGCGGCUCCUUGACUCCCCCAUCGAUAAACCAACAAUCAGAUCCAGCCUUGGAUUUGCAACUAAAAUCCCAACCGCAACCCGCUCCAGCUGCUGCUGCUCCUCCAACGCGGCCGCAGCCUCAUCCCUAUCCAAAUGGAGCCAGCAAUCGAUAUAGCGUUUCCGGCAUGGCUGGAUUGGGAUCCCCCGUGCCAGCCGGGAAAGGGCCGGCUCUGCCCGUCUCUCAAUACUCACCUCGCAUAACCAAUGUGCCGGAUAGCUCAUGGGUUCUCCUCGUUUAUGGCACAAUCGGUGACUUUUCUCAUCGCGCUCUUGAUGGCACUCUUACUGUGAGCCGGCUUGACGACAGCUUUCCCCCGACAUCUUGGCCAGUGUGCAGCUCUCGCUUCAAGGCUCUGGUGUAUCUAAUGCCUGGUGCCAACCGCCUGCGGUUUGACUUCUCAAGCCCGAAGCUUGCCAACAGCGGCUCUUCCAACCCUAUCCACGCCUCUUAUCUAACAGUUCACAUGAUCCCGCCCAUCGGCACCCCCCCGCUGCAGCUGGCGAUUCUGCUCGCCAAGGACUCGCCGGGAACCUUCGACGCGGUUCCUGCUCGGAUCGAGAGGGAGGGUAAUGGCCUGGAUAUCGCAGUCCGUAAGUUCCGCAUGGCUGCGUAUCUGUGGCAGGCCUUCACUGCGGAGCAAAUGUGGCGCAACAAGCUCGGGCGCCGCGUCUUUAGGUUCGAGGAGGAAUGGACCACGGGCACGGCGAACCAGAGAGACAGGGAACACGGCACCCUCCGCUCGGAAGCACGCGUGCACGUAAUCCGCAUCGACAAAACGGUGGCCGAGCUCAGGGACUUGAACAUGGCGCAGCAGAAUAAGAAUGCAACGGACGGUGGGGCGCUCCACGGCAUUGCCGCAGAUGCCGUUCGCAACUACUUCAAGCCGCUUCCGGGACAGAAACUGUACGUGUCGGCCCUGCUUCUCGACUCGCACUGGGACACCAACUCCAAGACAAUCCUCGGCCAUGCCGCCUUAGGCGGACGGGCCGGGGAUUUGCACCUUGGAAUCUUCGGGUCUCACUGUCUCCAGAGCUACCCGGCGAGCUUCGAAGAGAUAGUCCCGGCCUUCACCGACUGCACACCGACCGACACCAACUACGUAGCCAACGACUGCAACGACGCCGGGAGCUCAUGGGAGGCGGCCAACAUUGGCAUCGGCGCUCACCUGCACGAAACAGGACAUCUCUUUGGCUUGCCCCACCAAGAGAGCGGUGUCAUGGCACGAGACUAUGUCACGCUAAACCGAACGUUUCUCAUCCGCGAAGCCUAUUCAACUCGGACGCGGUCCAAAGGAGGCUUGGUUUCGCAAGACGACGAGUGCACUUGGCAUCGCCUCGACUGCCUGCGUUUCCGCAGCCACCCUUGCUUCCGCCUGCCCAACGAUCCCGUGCUGAACCCCGACGACAGCGUCCAGGCGUGGCCGAUGGAGGGUGGGAAUCUGACCUUGACGGCUGCUACGGGCGUGGCGUAUGUUGAGAUCUUCGGCGAGGACGACGACCUGUGUCACGCCUGGAGCGAGUACAACCCGGCCGAAAACGGUGGAGUCCAGCGCCUCGUCGCACUGAGCGAGCAGGAUUUGAGGAGCCGCCUGCCCGAGGGCAAACGCAAGGGCAAGCUGAGAAUAUCGGUCAAGUCCCAUGGGGGCGGCACUCUCGACAUCGACGACUUUGCCAAGCUCUGCUCCAAGGAAACAGCCUGCCUGAAGCUCCCCAGCGCGGUGCCCGGGCUGCCCAAGACGGCGUUCCGCGGGAAGAAGCUCGGCCUGUCCCAGAUGCAGGGCAGCGCACCCCAGGAGCUGGUGUUCACCAGCGCACUCCGCCAUGACCGCGUCCUAUCACGCAUCAUCUUCUACCACGGUGCCGCUGUGGACGGCAUGGAGUUUGUCUAUGACGACGACUCGAGGCAGUUGUUUGGCAAACGUGGCGGGAAAGAAGGAGGGGAUGUCUUUGAUAUGGAUAUCCGCCGCGGCGAGUACAUAACCGGCUUCUUUGUCCGGUCGGGCUUCUGGAUUGACGCCAUCCAGGUCUUGACCAGCCUGGGCAGGAGAUCCCCGCUGUUUGGGAAUGCCCAUGGCGGCGAUGCGUAUGUUCUUCUCAGUUUCACCGUUUUACACCGUUUCCACGCGCACAUUCUCCCGCUUCCCCCGUUUUUUGCCCCUUCCCACUUUCGAAUACGACAAGACCUGUGUUUGUUUGCUGACUUGUGUCUCGCUGUGUAG
This is a messenger RNA of Canariomyces notabilis, 2376 nucleotides long. RefSeq lists its product as uncharacterized. The transcript has 3 exons. Bases 1 to 2376 code for a protein of 791 amino acids. The record is from RefSeq and is a predicted model, not a curated record. Lineage: Eukaryota; Fungi; Ascomycota; Sordariomycetes; Sordariales; Chaetomiaceae. Gene Ontology annotation, cellular component: cytoplasm.